AUGGCGAUGGUCGACUUUGUCCGGGUGCGAAGGCCGAUUCACACAACGAUGGUUCGCAAGGAGUGGACUUUGCUACGCCGUUUUUUGACAAAACAGAACCCCUUGCCCUCUCACGAAUCGCUGGAUAUGGCAAUGAAAAAGAGUGAUGGCCGCGGAAUGUCUCCAUUGAUGGUAGCAGUGGACCGUGCUGCUGAAGUUGGCGUUCUACGAUCGCUUGUUGCCAAUGGGGCCGACUUGGACCAGGAGGACAAUGACGGUUGCACGGCGUUGGAUCUGUCAAACCGGAAGUGUUCCGAGGCAGGGACGAUGUCCUCUGAGAAGCACAAUUGCCACAGCGAGAUCAAAGCAUUCUUGCUCAAAUGCAGGUCACCAUGCCUUGAAUUUGGCAUUUGUGGCCUGGAUGUCACAUUGGAUAAGAAACUGUUGUGCAGGGUGCUCACUCCGCCUCGUGCUGCCCGUCGGGUGGUUCCGGUGGCCGCGUUUCAACUGGCAUACCAAGGCUUUCCUUGGCAGCCAGAGGACGGGUACACGCUCGGGUCCUCGCUGGACAAGCGGCGUUAUACCAACGGCGCAACCUAUCCUGCAUGGCAUGAGAUUGACGACAUGAUUGCAGCGAUGCCCGCUGGAACAUGGCUGUCGUUUCACCUCAGUGAAAGUGAGAAGUGCCCGUAUGUCAGCUCACUGCUGAAAGGGGAGCCCAGGGCAGUGCGCUUAAUUGACAUGCUCUGUGGAAGCAAGUAUAAGGCACGCCAUGUGCAGAUCAACAUCAAUGCGCGUGGUGUGCCAGAAAAGCUGCUGAUGCCUGGCCGUGAGAUCGACGAGAAAAGCGCUGCCGCCCAGAUUUCCGAACUAGCCAGGCAAUAUCCAGACACGAACUUUCUCAUUCCUAUCUUUCAAACGGACACUGCGGACUCCUGGCCCUUCUUUCAAAAAGUCUUGCAAACUUGGCACAAUCCAUCCUCCAAAUCAGAGAAUCAGCGUGCAAAGAACAUCGUCCCGUUCUUCGACAAGUCUGGUGGGACAGGGAAGACACCGGAUGACGUGCCGGACAUCCCUGACGACCCUCGCAAUCCUGAGAGGGGUUUGGGUCGAGCCAUUGGCUUCACGGGAGGGAUCAAUGCUUCCAAUGCUUCUUCUUGGCUUUCGCGGUAUUACGAGAAGGUUCGAGCACUUGGCCCCGGCAUCGCUUGCAUAUGUGAUGCCCAGACGGGCUUCCGCUUCAAAAGAGACCGGAAAGAACCCAUCGAUGCCGAUUCUUUGGGCAAGCUGAUGCAGGCAGUCUAUGAAUGGGGGAUGCCAGAGCAGCCUCAGGCCUAG
Symbiodinium sp. CCMP2592 is the source of this 1317-nucleotide messenger RNA. NCBI's taxonomy places the organism in Eukaryota, Dinophyceae, Suessiales, Symbiodiniaceae. The record is from the annotation of a GenBank genome assembly.